Fusarium falciforme is the source of this 2280-nucleotide messenger RNA. Its product is annotated as Solute carrier family 40 protein. Gene Ontology annotation, cellular component: membrane. Gene Ontology annotation, molecular function: iron ion transmembrane transporter activity. Gene Ontology annotation, biological process: iron ion transmembrane transport. The transcript is spliced from 6 exons. Bases 1 to 2280 code for a protein of 759 amino acids. The record is from RefSeq and is a predicted model, not a curated record. Lineage: Eukaryota; Fungi; Ascomycota; Sordariomycetes; Hypocreales; Nectriaceae.
AUGCAGUCAGACUCGCCAAUUGACGAAGAGCGCAUCUAUGAGGAGCGCUCGCCGCUCCUUGCGCACAGCGAGGAUGUUCAUCAUCCUCCAGACCAUCGUGUCCCAGUUUCGAUAGCACGGCGACUCUAUUUAUCGCAUUUCUUGUCGACAUGGAACUCGCGCGUUUUCGAGUUCGGCGCCGUUCUGUAUAUAGCCAUCAUAUUCCCCGGCACGCUUAUGCCCAUGUCUGUGUAUGCAGUCGUGCGUGGACUGUCUGCUAUUGCUUUUGCGCCGGCGGUUGGCUUGUACAUUGAUACUGGUAAUCGUCUGCAGGUCAUUCGAGUGUCCAUUGUCUUUCAGAGAGUCGUCGUCGCUGCCUCCUGUGCCAUCUUCUACGUCCUCCUUAAGGGCCUUCCCGCCGGCUCUCCUGUAGGACUCGGGCUACUUGUCGUCGCCACAUUGUUCGCCUGCAUGGAGAAGCUUUGCUCUAUAAUGAAUCUCGUGUCGGUCGAGAAGGACUGGGUGGUAGUGGUUGCAGAGAAAGACCCAGAGGCCCUUCGAACCAUCAAUGCACAAAUGCGACGCAUCGAUUUGCUCUGCAAACUACUCGGUCCCCUCUUCAUCGCCUUGAUAGAUGGCUAUUCCUCCGAGGCAGCCAUCGUCGUCAAUUUCGCCAUGAAUGCAGCCUCAGUAGUCGUCGAGUACUUCGCCAUCGCUAGAGUUUACUGGGAGGUCCCAGAAUUACAGAGGCCCAAACAGGAGCAUCAGCCAUCAAUUCAGUUCGACUCGUCGCAGGAUUCUCAUGGCUUGGCUGGGGGAAGCUGGCAACGGCUCAAGGUUGUUGCCACCAGGUCUGCCACCGACUUCGCUUUUUACUUUAACCACCGCGCCUUUCUUCCGUCUUUUGCUGGCGCCAUACUCUACCUCACGGUGCUUAGCUUUGCUGGCCAAAUGGUUACAUAUCUUCUAUCUGCUGGCUAUAGCUCGAUACAGAUCGGUAUUGCCCGAACGCUCAGCGUUGUCUUCGAGAUCCUAGCAACAUGGUUUGCGCCUUGGCUCAUGGGCCGGAUUGGCGCUGUAAGAGCUGGUCUCUGGCUCAGUACCUGCCAGGUUAUCACGCUGGCCGCUGGCUUUGCUGUGUUUUGGAUUUUUGAGGAUAAGUCCCUCCUCUCGGCCACUGGCUUAGUUGUGGGAACCAUAUUGAGUCGUCUGGGCCUACGUGGGUUUGAUCUCUGCAUUCAACUCAUCGUCCAAGAGAAUGUCGAGGCCGAGAGCCGCGGUGCGUUUUCCUCUGUUGAGGCUGCUUGGCAAAAUGCCUUCGAGCUUCUCUCAUAUGCCUCAACUAUCCUUUUCUACCGUCCCGAUGAAUUCAAGUGGCCGUCACUUCUUUCUGUUGCGGCCGUCACUUCAGCGAAUGUAGCAUACACGAUAUAUGUCUACCUCCAAAAGGAGGAAAACGACCAACUCUUCGUCAUCAAGUACUUUGGUUCCGGUGUCAUCAUCGCUACGGCCUUCAUCCAUCUCCUGGCCCCGUCCAUCGCCGCACUAUAUUCGCCAUGUCUCAACCCCGACAGCGUCAUCACCCAAUAUCCUUGGCCGGAAGGAAUCUGCCUUAUGACCGUCUUCGUUAUGUUUUUUGUGGAGCUAUGCAUCUCCCACCAUAAGCCUUCAGGCACUGACCAAGAUCGUGGUUUUCAUAGUGGCGGUGGCAGAGACCCAGCUCCGGACUUGAUGAAGGGGAGAGAUCAGGAGAAUGAAGCUGAGCUUGGCACAACAGAAAGUGAGAAUCUCGAUACAGACAAGUCAAACGAACUCGCUGCUCACUUGGGCACUCUGUUUAUACUCGAAUUUGGCAUCAUUUUCCAUUCUAUCCUCAUUGGCAUAACCCUUGCCGUCUCUGGAGAGGAGUUUACCGUCCUCUAUGUCGUACUGGUCUUCCACCAGACCUUCGAGGGUCUCGGCCUAGGCUCCCGGCUUGCCAUCGCUGCUUGGCCAUCAGGCAAGGAGUGGUUGCCCUAUCUUCUCAGUGCAAUAUACGCACUCUCUACCCCUGUUGCUAUCGCUGCUGGGCUUGGCGUACGCAACUCGAUCACGCCUGGUACACAUUCGUCUCUGGUGGUAAUGGGUGUUUUCGAUGCCAUCUCGGCUGGGAUUCUGCUCUAUACAGGACUCAUCAGCCUGAUCGCCUACGAUUUCUUCACGGGCAGUGCGAGCAAGGACCAGAGCGGGAUGAGGUUCAUGGCUUUCGGAUGCAUGUGUGUGGGGGCAGGCAUCAUGGCCUUGUUGGGCUACUGGGCUUAA